AUGUCCUUUGGACAGAUGAGAGCACUUUGGAGAGUUUUGUCCAUAGUGCACAGCAUCAUGUCUGCUGACUGGGUCAUACAAGCCUUUGGCCUUGUGUUGCAGGUGUACUACAAGCAGAGAAACUAUUGGCCGUUUGUUUGGUGUGUUCGCUACAUCAGCCCACAACUCGCCUCCCACGUUGAACAGUUCAGGCACCUGGAGCCGGUGCUAAGCACUGGGAUGAAGAGUGCUGGUGAAAGCUACAAGGCUGAGCGUUGGCUGCUUCACAGCUUACAGGUUCACAUGCUGUCAUCGCAGCUCCGACCUUUGCUCAAGCAUCUGGGACACACGCGUAAAUACUACAAUGAUGAUGCUUUUCUGCUGAGUGAGCCUCAUGUGACCGCCAUGUUCCAGUGCGUGGAAGCUGUGGAGCAGAAUAAUCCCAAACUGCUCGCCCAAGUAGACACUGUUGGGCUGUCCCCUCUGAAGGGCCCACCUUGCCUGGGACUACUGAAGAGCCAGAGUCUGUGUGUCUUGCCCGGAUCUGGUGGGGCCUGGAGAAACGCCGACAAGGCUCCCAGUAGAGAAUCUCUAAGCCGCAGACUCACCACCUCCAACUGCUCUCUGCGAGAAGCAGCCGCCACCAGCCAAAACUCUGCAAGCACUACAGCAGCUGGAUCCUCAAACAGCAACAGCACAAACACUACCUCUCAAACCAGCAGCCUGGAAUCUGAAUGGGUGGUUGUCACCAGUCCGGGGGAGAACGCACGAGGUGCCACACCCCCACCUGGCUCAGCGUCCAUCCCUUCAAUCUCAUUAACGGACACCAACUCGACGCCCUCCUUCCUUCAGCCUGAGGCUGACGAGUACGGUGGCGGCGGUGACUCUGACGAUGGUCCAGAGUAUUUGGCCAUCGGUAACCUCGGGCAACGCAACGAUCGACGCAAUUCCCAAAGCUCCACCCACAGCAGCGAGCGGGGGGGGAACACGGACCAAUCCCUGCAGCGUUCUACUACACAGGCCCCGCAGAGGCGUUCAUCUUUUUCAGAGGGCCAGAAGGGGCCGGGGAGGGGGCUCAAAGGACACACUCGAUCAUUCUCUGACACGGGGGUCAAUCAGAAACUCAGGAAUGGAGGGGGCCACAGAAAAAUCACCAUAAUAAUAGAGGACCCGGUAGCAGAAUCAGCAGGCGAGGACUGCUGCAUGAAAGACUACAGCCCGUUCUCACCUCAGCACAGUGAUACCAGCACAUCCAGCUCUCUUUACAUGGAGUCUUAUGGGUCCCAGUACAGCAGUACCUCAGAGGGGAUGUUCAGGAGGCCGUCAGAGGGGCAGAGCCUCAUCAGCUACCUGUCAGAGCAGGACUUUGGCAGCUGUGCAGACCUUGAGAAGGAAAAUGCCCAUUUCAGCAUCUCCGAGUCGCUUAUUGCUGCCAUCGAGCUGAUGAAGUACAACAUGCGGCGCCAGGAGGAGGGCGAGGAGGAAGGAGACAGUGACAACGAGAUUCAGCAGCUGAAGCAGAAGAUUCGCCUGCGGAGGCAGCAGAUCAGACGCAGCCGUCUGCCGCCAUCAGCAAACUCCCAACACGCUUUUCACUCCACUGACAGUGGAGGCUCCAGGAGGAGCUCUCAGGACUCCUACCAGGGCCUGUCUGACUCGGGCUCAGCGGAGGAGGUGGAGGAGUGUGAACUGCGAGAUGGCUGUGAGGGUCAGUCCCUGUUGGCGAUGUCUCAGAACGGCCUCUCCCUGUCACUCGCCUCCCUCUUCUCAGAUGCAGACAUAAAGCACAGUGUGAGCUCCAGCGGCAGAUCUUUUCUCAGCUCAGAUUCAAUCCCAGACUCUCUGCCGAUCUCUCCUGAUGACGGCGAGCACGCAGAUAUCUACAAGUUAAGGAUUCGGGUCAGAGGUAACCUCGAGUGGGCGCCGCCGCGACCACAGAUCAUCUUCAACAUUCAUCCUGCACCCAAGAGGAAGAUAAUUGUGGCUAAACAGAACUACCGCUGUGCUGGCUGUGGCACCCGCAUUGACCCAGACUACAUUAAGCGGCUACGUUACUGCGAAUACCUCGGCCGGUACUUCUGCCAGUGCUGUCAUGAAAACUCUCAGGCCGUGGUUCCCGGCCGGGUGCUGAGGAAGUGGGACUUCAGCAAAUACUAUGUCAGCAACUUUGCCCGGGACCUGCUGAGCAAGAUUUCUGGAGAUCCGCUUUUCAACCUCAACGAUAUCAACAGCGAGCUGUACAAGAAAAACAAAUCUCUGGAGACUGUUCGAGUUUUGAGGAUGCAGCUUUUUCACAUGAAAAAUCUCUUCAAGACGUGUCGCCUCGCUAAAGACUUGUUGGACAAGUUCGACAGCCUGCCGGGUCACCUGACAGAGGACUUUCACCUCUUCUCCCUCAACGACCUCACUGCUGUGCGCAACGGGGAACUGGGUUCCCGAAUGAAAGAGCUGCUGAAACUUGGUACCAUGCACGUAGCCAGCUGUGUGCUGUGCCAAGCAAAAGGCUUUGUUUGCGAGUUCUGCGGGAACGACAAAGACAUCAUCUUCCCUUUCCACCUGAGCAAGUGCCAGCGUUGCGAAGGUGAGCCCUCUCUGCUGGUGGCAGGCCUGG
Messenger RNA from Neolamprologus brichardi, 2590 nucleotides. NCBI's taxonomy places the organism in Eukaryota, Metazoa, Chordata, Actinopteri, Cichliformes, Cichlidae. The record is from RefSeq and is a predicted model, not a curated record.